This is a messenger RNA of Nycticebus coucang (slow loris), 2487 nucleotides long. It is a transcript of the gene MYL4, whose product is annotated as myosin light chain 4. The record is from RefSeq and is a predicted model, not a curated record. Bases 132 to 719 code for a protein of 195 amino acids. Gene Ontology annotation, molecular function: calcium ion binding. Lineage: Eukaryota; Metazoa; Chordata; Mammalia; Primates; Lorisidae. Gene Ontology annotation, cellular component: myosin II complex. The transcript has 7 exons.
CCCCUCUGUGGGGGCUCCUGCCCAGGAUAAAAGGGGAAGGAGCCACCCAGUCUCCUAUCUCAUCUCCCAGGCACAGUGCCUCUUGGUUUCUUAUUAGAUCACUCCUCCAGCGGAGAUCCCAACAAGACAACAUGCCUCCCAAGAAGCCUGAGCCUAAGAAGGAGGCAGCCAAGCCAGCCGCAGUGCCAGCCCCUGCACCAGCCCCGGCCCCAGCUCCCGAGGCCCCCAAGGAACCUGCCUUUGACCCCAAGAGUGUGAAGAUAGACUUCAGUGCUGACCAGAUCGAAGAGUUCAAAGAGGCCUUUUCAUUGUUUGACCGGACCCCAACUGGAGAGAUGAAGAUCACCUAUGGGCAGUGUGGGGAUGUGCUGCGGGCCCUGGGCCAGAACCCCACCAACGCUGAGGUGCUGCGCGUCCUGGGAAAACCCAAACCGGAAGAGAUGAAUGUCAAGAUGCUGGACUUUGAGACGUUCUUGCCCAUCCUGCAGCACAUUUCCCGCAACAAGGAGCAGGGCACCUACGAGGACUUUGUGGAGGGGCUGCGUGUCUUCGACAAGGAGAGCAAUGGCACGGUCAUGGGCGCUGAGCUUCGGCAUGUCCUUGCCACCCUGGGAGAGAAGCUGACUGAGGCUGAAGUGGAACAACUGUUAGCAGGGCAAGAAGAUGCCAAUGGCUGCAUCAACUAUGAAGCCUUUGUCAAGCACAUCAUGUCUGGGUGAAGCUGAUUCUUCCAGGUGCUUGGUCCUUGGCCUUGACCAUACCAGGAUGAGUGAGCAAAAGGCCCAGAAUGACCCCACUAAGAUGAAGUUGGACUAUCAUGCCACACCCCUGGGACCUCCCCAGCUGCUUUCUCUCUGUGAAUAAACGCUCUAGCAAGGUUGGGCCAAGACCCCUGGUUCUCACCAGUCUCUGGGUUGUCUGUUUAAAACUAACGAAUUGAGUUGGUUUUUGUGUGUGUGAGUGUGUGUUAACGUCUCCUUAGGCUUCAUUUAUACUCAAAGCAAUGAGUAGUGUCUGGGAGGUGGGAGACAAGGCAAAGGACUGUGGAUCUAGAAAUACUGGGGUCAGACCCCGGAGUGAGAGCUCUGCAGGGGAAGGGUCAGCAGUCUGAGGAGUUGUGGUUAGGAGUUUCACUGUCUUCCUGGUGCACCCAAGACGUUCUUGCACCUCCCAGGGACAAGUAAGAAGUAGGGUGCCAGGGCUGGGCUGGGGGCUCCUGAAAUGGUCCUUGUUACUGCUGCUUAAAAAAAAAAAUUGUGGUGGCCAGGCGAGGUGGCUCCUGCCUGUAAUCCUAGCAUUCUGGGAGGCCAAGGUGGGUGGAUUGCUUGAAAUCAUGAGUUUGAGACCAGCUUGAGCAAAAUCGAGACCCCCCUGUCUCUACUAAAAAUAGAAAAGCUGAGGGAAGAGGAUCUCUUGAGCCGGAGUUGGAGGUUGCUGUGAGCUAUGACGCCAUAGCACUCUACCCAGGGUGACAGCUUGAGACUGUCUCAAAAAAAAAAAAAAAAAAAUUAAAUUAAAAAAUUGUGGUGAAAUACACAUACAAGAAAAUUUACCAUUUUAGCCAUUAUGGGCAUACUAUUUGUUAGUGUUAAAUAUGUUCAUGUUGUGUAACCGAUCUCCAAAGAUUUGUUUCUGUUUUUUUGUUUUUUUUGAGACAGAGUCUCACUCUGUCACCCUAGGUAGAGUGCUAUGGCAUUGUAGCUCACAGCAAUCUCAAACUCUUGGGCUCAAGUGAUCCUCUUGCCUCAGCCUCUCAAAUGGCUGGGUCUACAGGCACCCACUACAAUGUCUGUCUAGUUUUUCUAUUUUGUAGAGAUGGAGUCUUGCUUAGCUCAGGCUGGUCUCCAGCCGUGGAGCUCAGGCGAUCCACACACCUCAGCCUCCCAGAGUGCUGGGAUUACAGGCGUGAGCCAUCAUGCCUGGCCUCCAGAGCUUUUUUAUCUUCUGAAACUGAGACAUCAACUCCCCAUUCCCUCUCCCCCAGGUCCUGGGGAUCAGCAUUCUUCUUUCUGUUUCUAUGACUUUGACCACUCCAGAUAAGUAAAACUGGACAGUGUUCGUCCUUUUGUGCCUAGCUUAUUUCACUCAACAUAAUGUCCUCAAGCCUCAUCCAUGUUGUCAGAAUUUCCAUCCUUCCGUAAGGCUGAGUAACAUCCCAUUGUGUGGACAGCUCACUUUGGUUUUGGCCCUUGCUUCUCCACGUGGGCCCUUUGGUGCCUCUUGCACUGAGCAGAAAGGCCCCUGUCCCUGAUUCAGCCCUGCGUGUUCUGGAUGUCUCAGCGACCCCAAGCCCAGGACCCCAGCUUAGGACCUUGGAAAGGUCCUGGCCAGAGAUCACAGACCUGGAGCUGCGAGGGCCGAAGAGUGGGAAGGGGCAAGCGGGCAAAGGAGAGAGACAAGAAAACCAGCUUUUGGGAAGAAGAGAAACUACAUGUGCUGAGGUUAAAGACACACACGUAUGAGUAGAAAUACUUACCUCGUACGUUG